Halteromyces radiatus is the source of this 950-nucleotide messenger RNA. RefSeq names its product vitamin-D-receptor interacting mediator subunit 4-domain-containing protein. Gene Ontology annotation, cellular component: core mediator complex; mediator complex. Bases 75 to 752 code for a protein of 225 amino acids. Lineage: Eukaryota; Fungi; Mucoromycota; Mucoromycetes; Mucorales; Cunninghamellaceae. The record is from RefSeq and is a predicted model, not a curated record. Gene Ontology annotation, molecular function: transcription coregulator activity. Gene Ontology annotation, biological process: regulation of transcription by RNA polymerase II. The transcript has 4 exons.
UUUUUUUUCUCUUUUUUAGUUUUUUUUUUAUUAUUGCGCAUGUCAAUUUAACGUAUAUCAAUUACUUAUAUAUAAUGACAUCUUCUUUACGAGAUCAAGUCAAUGACCUAUUAACAGAAUAUACACAAGUGACACAAAAAUACUUUCAAUCAUUAAUAUCAGUAGCAGAAAACAAUGAUCACAACCUUGGACCAGAAACAUAUAUUCAAGAAAUGAUCAAUGUGGAUGAACGAUUACAAAAGGCAUUGGAUCAAAUUGGGGAACAUCAGGCACGACAACAACAAAUCAAACAAGUUCAAGAUGAAAUUCAACAACAUCAAACAGUACUUCUUUCGAUGGUAGAAAAACUCAACACAGCAAGCCAGGAAUUGGAUAAUUGCCUUAGUAUGGCAAAGAAAGAACUUAAGGCUACUGAGUAUGCACAAAAAGCAAACAUUCAAUUUACUGAUGUCUUAUCUUAUGCAUCUAAACUCUCAAAAUAUACCUCUGCACCACCUAAUUUUGAUCUUAUGAAUCGUGAUAUCAAGGUGGAUUUCGAAAAACCAUACCCAGAUGAAGAACGAAUGAGACGUGGAUUACUUUAUUGGCAACAUUCUACACAACCUAUUCCUGAAGAUAAGUUUGAAAGCUCGGAUAAUGAAAGUGCAUCAGACGAAGAUGAUGGGAAAAAGGAAGAACCAACCAAGAAACCGGAAGAAGAUGGACCUGCACCUUUUUGGAUUUUGGAUUUGAAUCCAAAUAUGUCAACGUGAAAUAGAUGAUAAAGUAGUGAUAGAUGAUUAGUGUAGAUAGUUAAUUAUUAUAUCAAAUAAUAAAUAAAAAAAAACAGAUGAUAAAAGAUGCGAAAUGAUUAAAUACUAGUGUUUAUUUUUUAUUUUUUAUUUUUUAUUUUUUUUUGGGAUGUUGUAUUUGUAAAUGAAAUAGGAGAAAGGAAAUCAUCAAGAUUUGUC